AUGGCCACCUCUGGACGCCUCGGCUUCACCGUGCGCAGCCUACUGAAUUUACCCGAGCAGGACGCGCAGCCCCGGGCGAGGCUGGAGGCAGAGCCACGCGUCCCACAGGUCGAUCCUUGCGCCGCCUGGCUGCAGUCGGAGCGCAGCCACUACCCCUCUUCGGACGAGAGCAGCCUGGAGACAAGCCCGCCAGACUCGUCGCAGCUGGCGUCUGUUCGGCCCGCGUCUCCCGGCUCGGAUGGCGAGAAGAGGAAGAAGCGGCGGGUUCUGUUUUCCAAAGUGCAGACACUGGAGUUGGAGCGGCGCUUCCGGCAGCAGCGCUACCUGUCGGCACCUGAGCGAGAACAGCUGGCGCGCCUGCUGCGCCUCACGCCCACGCAGGUCAAGAUCUGGUUCCAAAACCAUCGCUACAAGCUGAAGCGCGCGCGCGUGCCGGGGACCGCGGAGUCGCCGGACCCCGCAGCCUCUGCUGAGCUGCGCGCGGCGCAGGGGUUGAUGCGCCGCUUCGUGGUCCCGGUGCUGGUGCACGACGGACCAUCGAAUAGACGCAGCUGUGAAGCAGACACCGCGGUGGCUCAGGACAAAUACAGCGCUUCUCCGAGCGCCGCCUGCCCUCUGCCCGGCUAUACUGCCUUCGGGCCCGCCUCGGCGCUCGGCCUCUUCCCGGCCUACCAGCACUUAGCGCCCCCCGCCCUGGUCUCCUGGAACUGGUGA
Molecule: messenger RNA, 714 nt
Organism: Castor canadensis (American beaver)
Lineage: Eukaryota; Metazoa; Chordata; Mammalia; Rodentia; Castoridae
Gene: Nkx2-8
Product: NK2 homeobox 8
Biological process (GO): regulation of transcription by RNA polymerase II; cell differentiation
Cellular component (GO): nucleus
Molecular function (GO): DNA-binding transcription factor activity, RNA polymerase II-specific; RNA polymerase II cis-regulatory region sequence-specific DNA binding
Source: RefSeq, a predicted model, not a curated record